Messenger RNA from Aureobasidium vineae, 843 nucleotides. The record is from the annotation of a GenBank genome assembly. Lineage: Eukaryota; Fungi; Ascomycota; Dothideomycetes; Dothideales; Saccotheciaceae.
UGCGCACUCCUCCAAUCUACAACCCCAGCAGCGGCUAACCUUUUUCUGCAGAGCUCUUCUCUUCUCCCACCACCUACGUCCCUGCGGCAUCCAUUCGAUCGCCGCGUGGACGAGGUGAAGCCAUCCAAAGCAGACUUGAACUUCCUCAUCAUGGACUAUCUGAUCAAUGAAGGCUAUCCUGAUGCCGCUAUGAACUUUGCCAAAGAAGCCAGCAUCGUUCCUUCGGCCGACGGUGAGGCCAUUCAAGAAAGAGUAGACAUUCGUAACGCCAUCCACACCGGUGACAUGCAGCUUGCCAUUGAGCGCAUCAAUGAACUCAACNCCACAGGUCAGUCCUCUUCCUUUGCAUCCUCCCCUCCACACCAUGUUAUCCUUGACAAUGACCCGACACUGCACUUCCAGCUCCUCCGCUUGCAGCUGAUUGAACUCAUCCGUGAAAUCGUCAACGCGCCGGGUCCUCCCUCACCCACUGCCUUUACACCUGCUCUUGAGUUUGCAACCUCGCAACUUGCUCCACGGGCUCCAACUUCGCCUGCCUUCCUGCAAGACCUCGAACGCACAAUGGCCCUGUUGAUCUUCCCGUCGGACAAACUCACUCCCCAACUCAAACAACUUCUCGAUCUCAGCCUGAGACAGACAGUGGCCAGUCAAGUCAAUGAAGCCAUCCUGUCUUCUCAAGGCCAGAGACGAGAGGCGCGCAUCCGCAAUCUCGUUCGCCUAAGAGCAUGGGCCGAGCAAAGAGCGCGCGAGUCCAAGAGUGCUGCCGAGCUGCCUAACAAGAUUGGCUUGGGCUUGGAGACUCAAUCAGACGAUUAUGCCGAUGGCGAGGCAAUGAUUACGUGA